Messenger RNA from Lactuca sativa (garden lettuce), 889 nucleotides. RefSeq names its product Late embryogenesis abundant (LEA) hydroxyproline-rich glycoprotein family. The record is from RefSeq and is a predicted model, not a curated record. Gene Ontology annotation, cellular component: plasma membrane; plasmodesma. Lineage: Eukaryota; Viridiplantae; Streptophyta; Magnoliopsida; Asterales; Asteraceae. Gene Ontology annotation, biological process: defense response to other organism.
AAGAGGGUAGAAUGGAAUCAAACAGACCACCGCCUAAGAUGGGAAACCAGGAGAAACAAGUAGUAGAGGACGGAAAUCACAAUAAUACUUCUCGCUACACACGUCAAGAUACCCGCCGUGGAAUCUCCAUCUUCAUCGUUGUCAUCCUUCUCCUUGCAGGCAUAACUGCAGGCGUGCUAUGGAUAGUUUACCAUCCCCACAAGCCGAAAUUUUCAGUUGUCGAUGCGUCGGUCUUUGCCCUCAACAUUUCCUCUACUCCGUACAUCUCCAUUACCAUGCAGUUCACCAUCGUCACCAGAAACCCGAAUAAUCGUGUUUCCAUUUACUACGACCACCUCGCCGCUUUUCUUUUCUACAAAAAUCAGGCCAUCACUGCGCCACUAAUGCUACCACCUCUGUACCAUGAAAGGGACAGCACAGUAUCUUUUUCGCCGAUAUUGGGUGGUGGGAGUGUGCCGGUAUCAAUGGAGGUGGUUAAUGGGUUAGAGACUGAUGAGGGUUAUGGGGCAGUGAGCUUUCGGCUGGUUUUAAUGGGACAAAUGAGAUGGAAGUAUGGAGAUAUAAGAUCAGGUCGUAAAGGAGUACAUGUGGGAUGUGAUGUGUUCGUUGGAUUGAAGAGAGGGGUAGUGGGCCAGGUUCCUUUGCUUGGAUCUCCGGUGUGCAGAGUUGAUAUAUGAAACUGGUGAAGUGUCAUGCUUGUUAGCUUCUGACUUAACUCUUCUCUGGUUCUCCUCCUAUUUUCUUUUUAAUUAUAUGCAAGAAUUGUUUUGUUAUUUACGUAGUUAAUUAAGCUAGCUGUAUUGGAUUAACAAGAAUAAAACAGUGUCUUUUCUUUUCUUCAUUAUCACCUGGAAUACGGAGUCAUUAUGUAAUGGAAUACCAAAUGCAG